CAGAGUCGCCGCUUCGCUCUCGGCACAGCGCAGAGCGCGCGGCUCUCGGCUGCUCCGGCAGAGUUGAUCGGUGUCCGGAUACCUGAUGGAUGUCUGGAGGACCGCGCCGGUGACCCAUGACUGAUCAGGCACACUCUCGCAGCGGAGACGCGGAUCGGCUCGGUAUCGAUCAUCGGUGACUGAUUGGCAGCUGACAGCGCGUGAGAACGGAGUUGAGCGCGUGAAAGCAAACAGGACUCUACUUUCUUCAUCCGUCCAUCACCUCCUCCUCCUCCUCCGGAUGAAGACUCCCCUCGGUCCCUCUCAGCUCCUGGAGAGCGCUCAGAUCCUGACCUUUAGAGGGAUGUGUCAGGAGCUGAUGGACUCAGCGACACCUACAACCAUCUCUGUCCAGCAGACCCCAUCUCCAGGUCAGGGCGGGGCCUACUCACUAUGUGAGGUGUGUAACCUGCAGCUGACCUCCGCUGCUCAGGCUCAGCUGCAUUACAAUGGCAGGUCUCACCUCCGGAGAGUGAGACAGCUCCAGCCUGGAAAAACAGGACAACAGGCGGCAGGGGCUCAGACCAGGUCUCUUCCCCCGGCCACAGGGCUCACCUCUCAGCCUGCAGGACUACCUCCGACUCCUGGUCUCAGUCCGAGCCUCAGCGCUCCAUCCAGCACCGCUGCAGGAGGUGGCUGUGGUGCAGUGGGCGGGGCAUUACCAGGACUUAUAGGUGCCACCGGUCCCUCAGUGAUGAUGAAACCCUUCCUGUCAUUUCCUGUCGAGACGACGUCUCCGGUUGGACUUUUCCCAAACUUCAACACGAUGGACCCGGUGCAGAAAGCCGUUAUCAACCACACUUUUGGUGUCACCAUGAUACCCAAAAAGAAGCAGGUCAUCUCCUGUAACGUCUGCCAGCUGAGGUUCAACUCUGAUUCUCAGGCCGAGGCUCAUUACAGAGGCAGUCGCCACGCGAAGAAGCUCAAGUCUCAGGAGAACAAGGCUAAGACCAAGCUGCCAAUCACUGCAGAGACCAAUGGGAGCGGCUGUAGCCCCGCUGGCUCCGCCCCCCCAGCCUCGGCCAACAGCAGCAUCAAUCAGCACACAGAACUCCUCUCCAGCCUCACCGACUCCCCCUCUCCCCUCAAACCCUUCCUCCUCCCCUCCACCUCCCCUCUGUCCUCCUCCUCCUCCUCCUCCUCCUCCUCCAGCAGAGCCGGCAGCGAGCCUCCUCCCUCCAGCCCUCCCUCGGCCCUCCCAGCUCCGGGCCUUUCCUCCUCCUCUUCCUCCUCUUCCUCGUCUUCCAAAUCCUCUCCUCCUCCUGCUCCUCCAGCUCCCGUCACCUCCUCCUCUUCCUCCCCUGCUCCUCCUCCUCCCCCCUCCCAGGAUGCGCCUCCCUCAGCGGAGUCAGAGGAGGAGAAGGCAAAGAAGCUGCUGUACUGCUCUCUGUGCAAAGUGGCCGUCAACUCUCUGUCCCAGCUGGAGGCUCAUAACGCAGGUUCGAAGCACAAAACGAUGCUGGAGGCUCGCAGCGGCGCCGGGCCCAUCAAAGCGUAUCCUCGACCCGGAGCCAAGCUGAAGAGCGGCAGCAGCUCGGCUCUGAAGGGCUCCGGAUUGCAGAACAAAACUUUCCACUGCCAGAUCUGCGACGUCCACGUCAACUCAGAGAUCCAGCUCAAACAGCACAUCUCCAGCAGGAGGCACAAGGACCGAGUGGCUGGAAAACCCAGCAAACCCAAAUACAGUCCUUACAACAAGCAGCAGCGCAGCUCACUCACUAAGGAGUUGGUGAAGCCCUCCCUCUCCCCCUCCUUCCUCUCCACUCCCUUUGCUCCUCCCCCCUCCUCCCUCACCUCCUCCAUCUCGCUCCCUCCCGUCUCCCUCUCCUCCUCCCCCCUCCUCACCCCCACCUCCUCCCCCCUCACCCCCACCAUCUCCCUCCAUCCUCGCCCUCCGGCCUCCUCCUCCCUCUUCACCGCCUCCUUCCUGCGUCCGGCUCCUGGACCAAUCAGAGCGAGCCAAGGGUCCAUCCUCUUCACGCCGUACUGACGGCGGCGGCGGCGGCAUUGGGGAGUCGAACCCGUGACCUCUGACCUCUGACCGGCUGUUUGUUGGAGUUCCAGGUGAAGGAGAGACAUCCGGACUGCAGGCUUUCAAACCUGCAACCUCCUCAUCGGACUGAGGCUUCACAGAGAGGAGAGGAAGCUGCUCCUCCUCCUGUCUGGAUCAGAUGUUUUUAAGGCGAUGGCUGUGGAGUUUAAAUGAACCGGAACAGAACCAGAAAAACAGGAAAACUAGGAAUUCUUUUAUGCAGACAUGGGAUUAAAAAAAACUCACAGCGUUGUUCGACAUCGUCUAGAAAGCAAUACGUGUUCGGAUAGUUAAAAAAAGUGCAGCUCAUUUGUUGUCUGAUGUCAUUAUGAUGCUCCAGAAACAGGAAGUCCAAGAAGGAUUCAAACUUUUCAGCAAAAACAACUCCGAAACAUCUCUGGCGAACCUCAGUUUGUGGCAGCCUGGAUGAGCUACGAAUGAAACCGGGUUUUUCUUUCAACAUAUUCUGUUAUGAUUGAGACGACAAGAAGCAGAAUCUAAAACCAAAACCCAGACAGAAAUGAACACGGUGAAUGUUCCUACAGGGCGUCCUCGGCUUAAGUCGGAGCUCCGUUCCUACGGUGUGACGUAAGUCGAUUUUCGCUGUAAGUCGGAACUGCGGUGAAAACAUAAACAAAAUGUGCAAAGCUCGCUAGAUUUGUCGCUUGUCACUUUUGACAAAAAAAGUCACCAGGAGGAUUUGGAAAGUCACCAGAUUUAGCGAGAAAGUUGCCAAGUUGGCAACACUGGAUCCACUCGUUAACUAGUUCCACUGAAGAAAUUCUGACGUAACGAUGAAACGACGUACAUUAAACCGAGGACCGCCCAUAUCCAGUUCCGACGUGAUGGCAAAACGCCGUAAGUCAAGGACGUCGUACGCCGAGGACCUCCUGUACUGAUCGUUUUCAUGCUGAGGAUAGAAGAAGGUGAACCAGAAGGUCUGGACCCAGGUCUGUUCCUCAGCGUUUGGACGAGGCUGGAGGUCGACGUCUCUGCACUGAUGUUUCUCACUUAGAUUAUUUUUGAACUGGGGAAAGAAGGAUUAAAUUCCAAGGCAGGCGGUAUUUUUGGGGCUGGACCGAAUAGCAGUUUCUGGGCUCCGGAUAUUCGCCUCAAUUAAUGACAAAUAUCAGAAUUUUCAGUUCGGCUCGGAACAUCUGACGGGCGGGGGGCGAUGAGAAGAAUAUUAGGAUCGAUGCAUAUCAUAAUGUCCGACGUCGGGUGAAUUGACGAGACGAAUGCCAAUCACACGACAUCGUCCGACGUGGGGGGGUGGAAUCCGAAUAUUCAGAUCUAAAAAUAAAUAUUCGGAUACCAACGUCACGACCGGAUAUUCGGAUAUUUGGGUCCAGUCCUAAUAAUUUCCCAUAAAAGUUAGCCCAUUUCUAAAAAAACUUUCCUCUUCCUGUUCCUACUGAAGGUUUAAACCUGUAAAAUAAAGGCUUACAAAUGCAUAGUUUCAUUUUAGCCCUUUAAUCUGCAGGUGAUUUUUAAAUUACAUCCAGACGUUGUCAGCAGCAGCUCCAGACUGUCAGCUGAACUCCCUCUGGAUGAGAAAAACUAAACUUCCGCCGAAUCAAAGCACUAAGUUUAAAAGCAAAUAACGGCCUUUGAGAGAUCAAAUCAUGAGAACAGGGAUGUUUUUACCAAAUGUGACUCAAAUAGGAGGAAAUGUUGCAUUUACUGUCGGACUGUUUUCAGUUUGACCUCCAAAUAAACCGGUCAGAUAAUCCAGAUAAACACUUGGCCUGUUGUCAAUCUGUCUGAUGGUCUGAGUCACCACUGCUGUUUUUUUUUUUUUUUGACCACUCUGAGCUUCUUAACGCUUUUCACUGAUCUCACCUCACUGAGUACAAUUUUUAUAUUACUAAUACAAAUUUUGGUACAAAACUAUUAAAAUAAAACCAAUAAUUGCAGGAAAAGGCCGAGUCAUAACUCUGAAACACUUCACCUGCUAUGAAAUACCCUUCGUAAGAGUUUAUUAAUCCAAAUAAAACCCAUUUUUAUUUGUAAAAAAACAGAAAUCCUCUCUUUAUAAUAAUUUCUUUUUUCUGUUAUAUCUCCAUGUUGUUCUCUAAACUGACCCCCAAUGUCAUUUUAAUGAUAAAAUAUUCGUUUUUUUGCCGUUAAACAGCUCGAUUUGAAUAUAUUUUAGCUGAAAAAACACCAAAUUUAGCUUUAAAAACCUUAAAGGGUGUAAUAUAUGCUCUUUUGGCAGCAUGUAAAACCAAAAUAUUCCAGAUCAUGACCACUUCAUCGAUGCUAGCUGCAGCCCAAGCCGGUUAGAUCAAUCCAGAGUUAUUGUUCAAUGGAUUAAUUAAUAGAUUAACUUUCUCUCAGUUUUGGAAAAAACCUAAAACAAACAUUAACAGAAAGUCGUCCUUUUAUCUGAUGUCAUCUCUGAUGUCUCCGCUGCCUCGUUCUGGACCCUGGACUGGACUAGACUACUUCCUGGUUUUACAGUGAAAAAAGCUUUCAGUCCUGAACUCUGUCAUUUCUUUCCACCUUCCUGCUGGAACUGAACCUCCUGGAGUCUGAAGCAUCCGAGCAAAAACUGGAACAAAUCACUGGAACUUCUCACAACCUGUUCUCCUCCAAUAAUCCUCCACUUUCCAUGAGCAAAGCUGAAUAUUAACUAUUAAUAUUAUUAUUUCUUUGUUUUUUUUUGUGCUCUAAUAAUUUAUUUUACAUUGUUUGUUGUAAAUAUUUGCCCAAAAGCUUUUCCUCGCUUUCGAACAACCGCUUGAAACAAGAGUUUUGUUGUUUUCUAAAGUCAAAGGUCCACUUCUUAGCUUCAUUAUGAGGUUUCAGCUGCAUCUCAGAGGCUUUCUGGAUGGAUGGAGAUGCUAUGAGGUGCUCUGCAGCUCACCUCUGCUGCUCCCUGCUCUGUUUGUGCUGUAUUGUUUAAUUAUGACAGGAGCUUAUUAGUGUGCUGCUGCAGAGUAAAUCCACUAACUAUCACAUCAACUGUGAAUAUUCAGUCCUCAGCCAGACAUUAGAAGAAAUCAGUCACCUUUAAAAGGUUCAAAUGUGGCAUUUUUAUGGAGAAAACUGAUGCCGCUCCGUUAAUAUGUGAAACAUGAGAGGGCUGAUGAGACAAAAUAUCAUCUUUUAAGUUGCUCUAAAUGUCGAAUUUGUUCUUUUCCAGCUUUUACGGGAUGUAACAGUCAUUGCAUUUUUGAGAAACCCUGACAUUAACCACAGGCAGCACUAAGUUUCUGCAUAACAAUGGCCUGAAAAGACGACAGAUAACAGGAAAAGAGUAAAAAGAGCAUUUGACGGUGUUCCCUUUUGAAAUAUUUUAACAUUUUGUCUGUUUUGGCAGGAAGGUUUAAACUGGAAGAACAAAAUUCAAAUGCAGUUUUCAGCCAAAACUGACCUUUAAUGCAGUCAUAAUUACCACAACUAGCAAUUCUGUGAUGCCAGUAAAGUUGUUUCAAUGAGUAAAGGUGGAGUUUUUAAGAUUUCUACAGUAAAGUUUCUGAACAGGACUGGAUAAAUAGUUUCACACGUAUACUGUUCUAAUGUCGUCAUAUUAUUUUGUCAGGGCGUUUUUUUCUGAUUCAUGACGCCAUAAAUGUUCUGCUGGUUUUCAGAUUGAUGCACUGGGAAACUUAGCUGACCUGAAAGCAUCUGAUUAGUUCCUACAUCAGAGCCAGAUUGCCAUUAUUCCUCCGUGUGAGGGUUUGGUGAUGAAGCCUCAGCCAGCUCUGUGGUUUAGAAAUGUGAUGAGAAAAAGCUGCUCAGUGGACUUUUGAGCUGAUGUUGUGACACUUUGAGUCACAAAUGAACUUCAGUAUGUUGCUUCUUCAUAUCAGGGCUGUAAUGAACACUGAAGACUUCAGGUGGCGCUAGCACUUUUACACUUCAAGUGGUUGUUCGAAGUCGUGAAGAGCUUCAGAGAACCGCUAGAAACCACAGAAAGUUAAAGGAGCUCAGUAAUUAAGAGUUAACUGAGGAGGCGGAGCAACAAGGCUUCAAAUCUGAUUGGCUGGAUUGAUUAACAAGGUUGGCUUUUUUUGCACUAUAGCACGAUAAAUUUAGUUAUAAUAUUGUUGAGAAUGGAUGAAUUAUGGAAAAUUUCCAGUUUCAUUAAGUUUUCCUUCAGGUUUGGGUUGAAAGAUGGUAAGAUUCUUUCAUUGAACAAUGGAAAAAUUUGCUCUCUUUGUUGAGAAAAACUUCUCCUUUGUUUUACUGUUUUUAUGACAAAUCUAAUAUCUGGCCAAGAGACAAUGUUGGAAAAUUUACCAUUUGGCGACCAGUAGCACAUUUACAGUCAUUAAAAGUGUAAAUGAAGCUGCACAAAGCAAAACAAAGCUUCCUUAUAAACGACUUAGUUGCUGUUGUCUAUGAAAUGUUUGGUGACAGCUUCAAAAGUGGAGCAGAAAUACUCCAAAUAUGAUGAGAAAUGCUACAAUUAUGAGCAGAAAUACUAACAUGAGCAGAAAUUCUACAAAUAUGAGCAGAAAUGCUAACAACAUGAGCAGAAACACUGCGAAUAUGAUAAAAAAUACUAGAAAUAUGAGCAGAAAUACUCUGAAUAUGAGCAGACAUACUCAGAAUAUGAUCAAAUACUACAAAUAUGAGCAGAAAUAUUAUGAAUAUGAGCAGAAAUACUACAAAUAUCAGCAGAAAUACCACAAAUAUCAGCAGAAAUACUAUAUGAGCAGAAAUACUUCAAAUAUGACCAGAAAUGCUACGAAUAUGAACUUGCCCAAAAAAAUCCUCUUUUCCUGUUCACAAUACUACGAAUAUGAGCAGAAAUGCUCUGAAUAUGAGCAGAAAUACUCCAAAUAUGAUCAGAAAUACUUUGAAUAUGAUCAGAAAUGCUCCAUAAACCUCUCAGCUGUAAUGAAACAGGUGAUUUUCUGUGGUUUCCAGUGGUCUGUAUUUUCUCGUCAGUCUUCCUGCCUCCUCCUGAAUAACUUGAAGCAUCUUCUGUCUUCCAGUAAAGAAAAAACAGGUUAAAGGACGUUGUGUGUGUGUGUGUGUGUGUGUGUUUAUCUAUGCAGUAUUUGUUCUCACGGAGCACUAACUCCUUCAUCAACAUGUCAAAGUGUCAAAUCCGUGUCGAUGAUGCCGGUUAACCUGCACUGAGGCUCUCUGAAAAAAACAAACGAAGCUUUCUGCCGUGAACUUCCUCCUCUGUCCGAUGAUGUCAUCGUGAUGCAAUAAUGUACAGCUGCUGCUUUUCUAUUUGCUCCGCUUCCUUAUCUGCAUUACUGAAGCCACACUGGAAUGAACCAAACAGGGAUGCGCUGUUUGAAAUGAGAUUGUUUGUUUGUUUGUUUGUGUGUGUGUGACUGAAAUGACCGUCAACCAUCUGAUUUAAUAACUUUGCUUCCAAAAUAAAAGCUUGUUUUCCUUUUACCUGAAUGCCAUGCAAACAGUGGAAUAAUUUAAGUGUUUAAAGGAGCAAACUACUGCACACAGGGCUUCUCUCUGAAAGAUGCAGAGCUGUUUCUGUUUUUUAACACACCUAUACACGACCCACAGUUUGGUUUAGUGUUUAAAAGAGAUAUUUGUGAGUUUUAUCUUCAAUUCCACUAAUCAUCUCCAGUCAAGUCUUGAAUGAAACGAUUUGAAUCAGAUCAUCAAAAAGAGAGAAACAACAGUUCUCGUCGGAUAUUUCUGCUCUGAACAGUCAGUCUUCCUCAGACGUGUUAAAAAGCAGCAGCUCCUGCCUCAGAGAGCCUCCAUCAGCUUCUUUCUGUACAGUAUUUAUUCUCUCAGCUUGUUUUAUAUGAGGAUGAUGAUGAUGAUGAUGCAGAUAUGCAAAUGCAAACUCAUCAGGUUGAAAUUAUGUAACAUUUCUCUUCUUAUUGUUUUAUUUCUGUAAUUUUGUUUUGUUUGUUUUCAUUAAAAACUGCUGUACGUCCUA
Acanthochromis polyacanthus (spiny chromis) is the source of this 7952-nucleotide messenger RNA. RefSeq names its product zinc finger protein 385B (gene znf385b). The transcript is spliced from 11 exons. Gene Ontology annotation, cellular component: nucleus. The coding region runs from base 281 to 2029 and encodes 582 amino acids. The record is from RefSeq and is a predicted model, not a curated record. NCBI's taxonomy places the organism in Eukaryota, Metazoa, Chordata, Actinopteri, Pomacentridae. Gene Ontology annotation, molecular function: nucleic acid binding; zinc ion binding.